Molecule: messenger RNA, 1102 nt
Organism: Cannabis sativa
Lineage: Eukaryota; Viridiplantae; Streptophyta; Magnoliopsida; Rosales; Cannabaceae
Product: peptidyl-prolyl cis-trans isomerase CYP23
Exons: 8
Coding region: 203-886 (227 amino acids)
Biological process (GO): protein peptidyl-prolyl isomerization
Molecular function (GO): peptidyl-prolyl cis-trans isomerase activity
Source: RefSeq, a predicted model, not a curated record
AAAAAAAACUAUAACUAUAACCUAAAAUAAAACUAACUAUACGUGACUAGAGACGUAACUUCUGCCUAAUUUAUAAUUAAAUGUAGCUAAACAAUUUCUAACAAGAAAAAAGAAAAGAAUUGAGAGUCGUGAAAGUCAAAACUCAGAACUUCUGUCACUCAAAACUGAGUGAGAUCAAAGGGAGUCGGAAUUCGCUCAAAAAAUGCGGAACCGCAAUCCAAUCUUAAUCGUAUUCCUUAGUCUGUGUGUCAUACUCAUCUUUGUUGGCGCCUCCUCUGAUGAACCCGAGCUGGGGUCGGCUCGUGUUGUUUUUCAGACAGAAUACGGUGAUAUAGAAUUUGGAUUCUACCCGAGUGUUGCUCCCAUAACGGUGGAGCACAUUUUCAAGCUUGUUCGUCUCGGAGGUUAUAACACAAACCACUUCUUUAGGGUGGAUAAGGGUUUCGUUGCCCAAGUGGCCGAUGUGGCUAAUGGGCGAUCCGCUCCUAUGAAUGAAGAGCAAAGAAUAGUUGCAGAGAAGACCAUCAUUGGUGAAUUUAGCCAAGUUAAGCAUGUCAGAGGUAUUCUUUCAAUGGGCAGACAUGCUGAUCCUAAUAGUGGUGGAUCUUCAUUUUCAAUACUUCUAGGAGAUGCUCCUCAUCUUGAUGGCGAGUAUGCAAUAUUUGGCAAAGUUACUAAAGGUGACGAAACACUGAAAAAGCUUGAGCAACUCCCUACUCGUCGUGAAGGGAUCUUUGUGAUGCCAACAGAGCGGAUUACAAUUCUGUCGUCAUACUAUUAUGAUAAGCAGAUGGAAAGUUGUGAACUGGAUAAAUCAAUUUUGAAGAGGAGGUUAGCUGCAUCUACUGUUGAAAUUGAGAGACAGAGAAUGAAAUGCUUUCCGUGACAAACAAUAAGAAGAACCCAAUCAUCGGUGAGAGAACCUUCUCUGGGUUGCUGAUUUGCCUAUUUAUUCAUUCAUGUAGUUUACAUUCUAUGACUUGGCAUUAUUAACCUGGGGUUCUUCUAAGCUGAGAAGAUAUUGAUAGUUACAUAAAAUGGAACAGAAAACCUAUUUUUUUUCUUCAAAAUAAUGCAGCCAAUAGAAUAGUGGUUCACUCUU